This is a messenger RNA of Mobula hypostoma (lesser devil ray), 3493 nucleotides long. RefSeq names its product tetratricopeptide repeat domain 33 (gene ttc33). Bases 143 to 883 code for a protein of 246 amino acids. Lineage: Eukaryota; Metazoa; Chordata; Chondrichthyes; Myliobatiformes; Myliobatidae. The record is from RefSeq and is a predicted model, not a curated record. Gene Ontology annotation, molecular function: protein binding; nucleic acid binding. The transcript is spliced from 5 exons.
CUGCGCAGAGGCUGACCAAGUAGCCCAGUUCCGAAUCUCGACGCAGGCGUACUGGGGCCGCCAUCCAGAGAGCGAGCGUGAGGCCUCGGGCCUGAGGGAGAGGGUCCGAACGGAGAGGACAGGGCCGGGCCGGGCCGGCAGGAUGACUUCCUUUGGUUGGAAGAGGAAGGUUGGCGAGAAGGUGUCGAAGGCGGCCUCCCAGGUCUUUGAGGAGGCCGCGGAGGAUGGUGGAUUGGUGGACGCCGACGUGGAUUGGUUGCACGCUGCAAAGCGUCGGCGGGAGACGCUGUUGGAGGACUGUGCUGUGAAGAGCAAGAGACUGAAGGAUGAGGGGGUCUUUCUGUCGGAGAACGGCAGGUACUGGGAGGCGAUUGGUCGGUGGGAUGAAGCUAUUCAGCUGACACCGGACUGUGCUGCCCUCUACGAGAUGAAGGCACAGGUGCUGAUGAUCCUGAAUGAGGUCUUCCAGGCAGUGCAGGCAGCAGAGACGGCUGUCCGCCUGAACCCUCAGUGGUGGGAAGCUUGGCAGACCCUGGGCCGGGCCCAACUCAGCCUCGGUGAGCUGGCUUUGGCGCUGAGGAGCUUCCAGCAGGCAGUGCACACCUUCCCGGCAGAGAGCUCACUGUGGGAGGACGAUCUAGGCUGGGCCGUGGAGCUACGGAGGAGGCAGCGAGAGCUGAGCCAGGCUGCCCAGCAGAGGCAGGCCCCUGCCGCUGACCUGCCUGACUACGACUUCGAGAGCGAGGAGCUGGUGGAGGCAUGCGCAGCUAUUGCCGAGCGAGACAGGCAGCCCUGCCCGGCCGGCAGCCCCGUGUAUGUGGCAGCGCCAGGGAAUGGGGCGGGUCUCGGCCUGCAAGCUCGAGGCUUUGUCCAGGCCCGGUAGUGGCAGCUGUGGGGAGCAGGAACAGGACAUCCCUCUCCGUGGGCAGCUUGCUGGACCCUGCUCCCUCGGGGCCCUGCCCCUAAAGGACUAGUUCCACUCCUCGUUGCUUCGAUGUUGGGGCUCUGUGUUGGCCUAUUCUCAACAUGCACCUGGUUCCACGGGUCAUCACCAGGCCAGCCCGGGAAUUCCUGUCAAAGUCAGGUGGAGAGUGAAAGCCCGCAGCUUGUGGACGUUCUCUCAGGGUGGGAGGUGGGGUGCUGCUGCUUCCCGAGGCUUCAUGUGUCCCCCCUGGGAACCCGGGGCUGGUCGAGUGGCACACUGGUGUCUGCAGCUCAUGCGUACAAUAAAGCUUUGCCUGUCUGUGGACCUGGUGUGUGUCAGUCCUUUCCAGCUUGCCAAGCCUUUGAUGACCAUGAGAUAUAGGAGCAGAAUUAGGCCAUUUGGCCCAUCGAGUCUGCUCUGCCAUUCCACCUUUGACACCCUGACUAAUCAAGAACCUAUCAACCUCUUCUUUAAAUAUACCCAAUGACUUAGUCGCCACUGACUUCUGUGGCAAUGAAUUCCACAGAUUCACCACCCUCUGGCUAAAUAAAUUCUUCUUCAUCUCUGUUCUAAAGGGAUGUCCUUGUAUUCUGAGGCUGUGCUCUCAGGUCCUAGAGUUCCCCACUUUAGGAACAUCCUCUCCAUAUCCACUCAAUCUAGGCCCUUCAAUAUUUGGUACGUUUCAAUGAGAGCCCCCGCCAUUAUUCUGAACUCCAGAGAGUACAGGCUCAAAGCCAUCAGACGCUCUCAUGGAAUAUUGCUGUCGUCCCUGGGAUCAUUGUCAUAAACCAAGCUCUAGGACAACAGCAAGAAAUGGCAGCCAUGCAAGCUAUCUGGCCCCUCCAGUUCUGGAUUCUUCGAUCAGAAUGGGUUUUUUUUACUUACUGCAAAUUGCAAUUGUACAACCACAGAGACAGUAAGUGACUAACACAGACUAAAUUUAAAUAGGAUGACUUUGCCUAAAGAUUCCGGAACAUCUCCAUGGUGCCAGUGGACACCACUUGUUCCUUCUGCUGGGACACCCAGGUACGGACCUACCCCAGAACAUGGCUGGGCAGUCAGCUCGCUGAACCCUCCGCUGCCUGUUUCCAGGACCCAUGGUUAACUAUCUCGACCAGCAAGCUUACUGGGACAUCCUCUUGGCUGACCCUUUGUUACACUAAUCUCAUGUUCUCCAAGUAAGAUUUUUCACUGUCUGCCCUGAAUAUUGUCCAACAACAACCUUCUGUCGUAUGGGAUUCCAAGCAUCACCAUCCAUACCCAAACGUGGAUGUGCCCAGGUCCAGAGGUGGUUUACGAGUUGAUCCCAGGAAUAAAAGGGUUAAUGUAUAUGAAGCAUUUGAUGGAUCUGGGCCUGUACUUGCUGGAGUUUAGAAGAAUGGGGUGGUGGGGGGUGGUCUCAUUGAAACCUAUCAAACAUUGAAGAGCCUAGAUAGAGUGGAUGUGACGAGGAUGUGGGGAGUCUAGGACUGGAGGACAUAGUCUCAGAAUAGAGGAUGUCCAUUUAGAACGGAGAUCCACGUGGUCAGUAAUCCACAUCUGAUCAUCACCAACUCUUCAUCCUUCAGCCUGUAGGGGUGACCAGCUGCCUGCGAUGUUAUUGCUCUAUCCCAAUUCCCACUCUGACCCCUUCCUCAGUCGUAGGAGCUGCAUCUCACCUUUUGACUGGGCAAGGUUACAGCCCUUGAGACUAGACAUGGAGUUUUGUGCUUUCAUCGAACAUUUAACAGUACCGGCCCUUCUGCCCAUGAUAUAAACUCCUUCAAUAUCAAUCUAAUGCUUUCUUCUGGCAAGGUGGCAGCAUAUACAAAUGCUGCGGCCUCUUGGGGGCUAUCCAAAGGUGCUUUGUUCUUUAUAAAAUGUGGAUUUUAUGAUCCAAAGACAAUCCUGCUCUGAGAACAUGGGGUACUGCAGGGCUGCAUCAGUGAGCUGCUUGUUGAUUGUUGAUCAGAGUAGCUGGACUGGUGUUGUCAGCAGAGCCAGCCAGGGUGUUGAAGGGGCUGACCGAGGAGGACCCAGAGGAACUGACCUGGCCGCAGUCCGUGUUGCAGCUACUCAGAAACAUCGGAGUUGGUGCAGUAAAACUGUGGGAAAUUGCCUCAGACAUUUCACUUGAUAUCGCAGGACCCCGUUGGACAGUGAUAAUGUAAGUUGCCACAGACCUGUUACCUUUGUCUGGUGGUGGGACAGGCAACAUGGGAGCUGUGUAGUCUGAGCUGUAGCGAGAACUAGGCCUCAAGGCUUGGGCUAGCCUGCUGCUGCGGACCAGGUGAGAGAUGUGGUGUCUGCACUGGGCUGUGGGCCCGGCCUCACCUGACAGUGCUGCCCCGUGUUUGAGUGGUGGAAUGACAGGCUGGGAUGCGUACGUCUGUCCAUUGCCGGGAGACUCCACCAUCGAUCGCUGGACAUUGUCUCUCAGGGUCUUGGACUAUUUAUGUUUUUUUAGAGUGAACUUGCAUCUUUGCUCGAUAUUUUGAAUUAUGCUAUCCGCUAUUUUUGAAUGUUUUCAUGCUAUUUUGAAUGUUUUGCACUUUGGCCCCAGUUGUCUCUUGUAUGAUUUGAAUGAUA